Drosophila obscura is the source of this 6528-nucleotide messenger RNA. RefSeq names its product serine/threonine-protein kinase 10 (gene Slik). The coding region runs from base 670 to 5670 and encodes 1666 amino acids. The record is from RefSeq and is a predicted model, not a curated record. Gene Ontology annotation, biological process: protein phosphorylation. The transcript has 13 exons. NCBI's taxonomy places the organism in Eukaryota, Metazoa, Arthropoda, Insecta, Diptera, Drosophilidae. Gene Ontology annotation, molecular function: ATP binding; protein serine/threonine kinase activity.
AAGCAUUUAACUUGAAAUCAUUUCAUGCAAGCAAACUUUUAAGGCCAUAUUUUACAUGUACUGUCGAAAUAUUUCUAAUGGUCAGAGGGGUAUAUUUGGUCAACAAAUCUGCGGUCACACUAGUUGGCAGAGCCACUUCGCUGCCGACGGAAAAAAAUCAUGAAAAGAAAAUUUCUCAGCAAACAAAAAGAAAGCGGAAAACUAGCAAGAAGUGGUGCAAAAAGAAAUGUGCAAAGCUGUCAGUGAGACUGCAACUGCAGUUCUGCGUCCAAUGUAAAUGCAAGCUUGCGAGCUGCUAAUUAAAUUAUAAAACAUACAGAAGCGUUAAAAGAAGACGACGACCGUCCAACCAAGCCCACAAUCCCCACUAUUUGGCCUAUUUCGCUGAGGCAGCGCAAAGAAGAUACGACAAUAGGCAGAAAAGCAGAAUCAGAAGCAGAAACAGAAUCAGACAGAAAAACGACUAAUAGAAGCUUUCUCCAAAUCUAGUUUUCCUUGUUGGACUCUCGCCCAGAGGCCAUCGCGAGCCGAGCUCCUGCACUAUGUAGAGGCCAAAAUAUCAUCCAACUGAGAAAGACCAACUAAAGUAGCAACUAAUUGCCUGUCUGGCGGCGAACGGGGAAGGGGAAGGAGAAGAAUCAGAAUCGAAGCAGAAGCGCAAGCGCAAAGAUGUCGUUUAUAACUAACCUUAAAAAGGUCUUUCACCUCGGCGGGGGUGAGGCCAAGAAGAAGCGCCUGUACAACAACAUCAAAAUGGACUCGGAUCCGGCGGAAUUCUGGGAGAUGGUUGGCGAACUGGGCGACGGCGCUUUCGGCAAGGUCUACAAGGCCCAGCACAAGGAGCAUAAACGCUUUGCAGCGGCCAAAAUGUGCACGCUCGAGGAUGAGGAGAACCUGAGCGACCACAUGGUCGAGAUUGAUAUCCUGUCCGAGAUCAAGCAUCCAAACAUCGUCGAACUCUACGAGGCCUUCUCCCUAGAGGACAAGUUGUGGAUGCUCAUUGAGUACUGCGAUGGUGGGGCCUUGGACAGCAUCAUGGUGGAGCUAGAGAAGCCAUUGACUGAGCCGCAAAUCGCCUACGUUUGCAAGCACAUGACGGAGGGUCUGACGUUUCUCCACAAGAACAAGGUCAUUCAUCGUGACUUGAAGGCCGGCAAUGUUCUCCUCACCAUGGAGGGGGGCGUCAAAUUAGCGGACUUUGGUGUCUCGGCCAAGAAUAAACAUACAAUGCAGAAGCAUGACACAUUCAUCGGCACGCCCUAUUGGAUGGCGCCCGAGCUGGUGUUGUGCGAAACGUUUCGUGACAAUCCGUACGACCACAAGGUGGACAUCUGGUCGUUGGGCAUAACACUCAUCGAGCUGGCCCAAAUGGAGCCCCCCAACAGUGAGAUGUCGCCGAUGCGCGUGCUGCUCAAGAUCCAAAAGAGCGAGCCCCCCAAGCUGGAGCAGCCCAGCAAAUGGAGCAAGGAAUUCAAUGAUUUCCUAAAGAAGUCUUUAGUCAAGGAUCCGCAGCUAAGACCCACGUCGGAUGUGCUGGUGCAGCACAGCUUCAUCAACAGGGAUCUGGACUGCAAGCCCAUUAAGGAUCUGCUGCUCGAGUACAAGGCCGAGGUCGUGGAGGAGGUGGUCGAUGACGAGACUGAGAAGCUUAAACGCCAAGUGAAGCGGCGCUCGCUCUAUCAGAGGGAACCCCGCAACUCGGCGCUCCAGCUCGACCUGGACGAUGACUCUGCCUCGCUGCGGAGCCAAGACAUUGACAAACUUCCAGGUACACCUACAUCCAUAUUGCGGGAUUCCAAAGAGCAAUCCCAACCAGCAACAGCAGCAGCAGCAGCAACAGCAGCAACUAAAGCCACAAUCCCAGACAAACAAUCAAACCACAAGGAGGACAAUGCACUGGUGCUGGCUGAGCCGGCAGCUCUACCGCCGCAUACCAAAGUGCCUGCCCCAGCGCCACCCAAUAGCUCUGCCCAACAAAACCAGCAACAACAACAACAACAGACACAGCCACAGCCACAACAACAGCUAUCGCAAGCUGCUGCUGCUGUUGCUCCUGCUGCAGUGCUGCAAAAGAUACCCGAAGAUGUUGCUGCUUCGGAAGCGGACAAAAAGCACUUUGUCAAAAAGGAGAAGGGCAAAGCGCCGCCACCACCAUCGACAUCGUCACCGCCAUCAGGGGCCACCGCAGCAGCCCUUGUCGCAGCCAAUGCAAAGCCUCAGAAGCAGGCAACCACGCCCGAACACCUCUCCCACUCACCCACAUCAGCCAUUGAGGUGGCUAUUGGUGGCACAGAGGCAAUGGAGCAGCAGAAGCCGCAACCACCCUCGCCCACAGCCUCAUCCAUCAUAUCCGUGCAGUCGGUGGCCUCCUCCAGCUCGUCGUCGGGCGGCAGUGUGUCGAAUGCUGUCCUCAGCUCCAGCACCUCCCUGAUCACCAUCAACAGCGAUGCCCCGCCACAGCAGCAGUUGCAACAGCAGCAGUUGCAGCCGCAACCACAGCACCUGGUGCUGCCAAACAGCCUGGAGUCCGUUAGUCAGAUUACAGUGGUGACCAGCACCCAUCCGCCUGUCAUCAUUGACAACUCUGUGCCGCCCCAGAACGAGGUGGUGAUUGUGUCCAACGACUUGAACAAGAGCACGCAUCUGAAUGAGUCGUCCACGGACGACGACUUCCCCUCACUGGACGACAGUUUGGGCGAUGCCACGACACCGCCACACAAGCAAUCCUCGAUGAUAUUGUCCGUCAAUGAGCCAUCGGGAGCUCCAACUGCGCCGCCGCAGCCGGCAGCAGUGCACGCUCGCAAACUGGACGAGAGCGAGGUCCUGAUUGUGAGUCCCUCCUUUGCGGACGAUGAUUCAGCCUACAACACUGCCUCGGGCAGUCACAGUCACGACCACAGCGACCAGCUGAUGGACACCAGCCAUGUGUCCGUGGUCACUGUGGGCGACGAGGUAAUUAAGGUGAAGGACAGCAGCAACGAGGUCCUCAAGCGUCCUCAGCCCAACGGCCUUGUACCCGAAGACGUGAACAUAAUCGUGAAUCGGUUCAAGCCCGCCGCAUCCAGCGACCAGGAGAAGCGCACCUCGCCGGACAGCUCGUUGAGCGAGAACGGUUCGGUGCGGGGACGUCGCGGCAUAGAGGUACAGAUCAGCGGCUCCGAUGUGGACAGCAUCGGCACCAACACUAGUCAGGACAGCCGACACGAGACGGACCACAAGUCGCAGUCGCAGCAGCAGCCAGCUGCCAGCGUGCUAAUGCCGCCGCCUCCGCCGUCGGUGAUGACCAACUACAACAACCAUACGCAGACCAUUGACGAGGAGGAGGAGGUCGUGAUACGGCCGAAGACGCGCGUGCCGCCGGUGGCCAAGUCCGGGGGCUCCAGUGGUCUCACCAAAGAGGAAAUCGAGCUGCGUAACCUGCGCAAGAAGACGCGCAAGCGGACGCGUAAGUUCGAGAUCGAUGGCGUCCAGAUGACCACCACCACCAGUCGGGUGAUCUAUGGGGAUGAGGAGAACGGGCGCAUCUACGACGAUCACGAUUUCCGGAAGCAGGAGCUGCGCGAGCUAAAAAUGCUGCAGAAGCAGGAGAAGAAGCAGCAGACCGAGCUGCAUGUGAAGGAACAGAUGGCCAAGGAGCAGCAGGAUCGCCGCUUCGAGCAGGAGCGCAGCUCGCUGGAGAAGACGUACGAGGCGGACAUGGAUAUGCUGGCCCGCCAGCACAAGCAGCUCGUGGAGAAGACCGAGCAGACGCAGGAGAACGAGCUGAGGUCCUCCUCGAAACGCAUCCGCUCCGAGCAGGAGCAGGAGCUGAAAAUAUUCCGCGAGAACCUCAAGCAGGAGAUCCGUCUGCUCAAGCAGGAGGUCGAUCUGUUUCCCAAAGACAAGCGCAAGGAUGAGUUCAAGCAGCGGCGCUCGGCCAUGGAGCUCGACCACGAGGAGAAGGAGCGCGCCUUCCUCGACUCGCUGAAGGAGCGUCACGAGCUGCUGCUGCGGCGGCUCAGCGAGAAGCAUCGCGACCAUCUGGCCACCAUCAACCGCAACUUCCUGCAGCAGAAACAGAAUGCGAUGCGGACGCGGGAGGCCCUGCUGUGGGAGCUGGAGGAGAAGCAGCUCCACGAACGCCAUCAGCUGUCAAAGAGGCACGUCAAGGAGCUCUGCUUCAUGCAGCGCCAUCAGAUGAUCGUACGCCACGAGAAGGAGCUCGAUCAGGUGAAGCGCAUGCUGCAGCGCAAGGAGGAGGACAUGGUCAAGAAGCAGACGCUCGAGAAGCGUGCCCUGCCCAAGCGUAUACGCGCCGAGCGCAAAGCCCGCGACCUUAUGUUCCGCGAAUCGCUGCGCAUAUCGACGAACCUGGAUCCAGAGAUCGAACGCGAUCGCGUGAAGAAGUUCCAAGAGCAGGAGAAGAAGCGCUACAUGCAGGAGGAGCGUCGCUUCGACAUCAAACAUCAGAAGCAGCUGGAAGAACUGCGCGCUACCCGCGAAAGCGCCAUAAGGGAACUGGAGCAGAUGCAGAAUGAGAAGCGCAAGGCGCUGGUGGAGCACGAGCAUGCCAAGCUUCUGGAGAUCGAUGAGCGCCUGAAGGCCGAGCUUCGCGAGUGGCGCGAGCAGUUGGUGCCCCGCAAACAGAGAGUGAAUGCGCUGAUCAAGACGGCCAUCGAUGAGCACGAGAAGCGCUUUGGUCUGGUGUCCAAUCGCGCGGAGUUCGAGGACCAGGAGGUGAAACUGCCAGAGCGGCUGCGGGGUAUAUUCAACGAGCGCUCCUCCAGACUGGUGCCCCGCAACACCUUCAUCGAUGCGCAGCAGAUGCCGCGCUCGCGCUCCUCGCUCCUGAUGAUGGGCGGCAAUGCCGGCCGAUUGUACAACUUCCGCGGCUCCGCCCCAGAUCUGAGCCGCAGUGUGCCCAGCACCCCCAUCAUGCACAAGCAGCAGCGGGCCCAGAUGAUGGGCGAUUUGGUGCUGGAGGAGGACGAGGACCUGCUGGUUGAGAAAAUGAAGCGGGCUAGCGUCACCACCCUGCCCGGCCAGAGUCAGCUGCGGCUAAUCACCGUCCAGACGCCAACCAACGAGCUGGUUAAGGUGGUGACCAGCACUCCGCCACUGAACAGUGCCGAGGAGUCCAAUGUGAAGCCCGCCAUGAGCACCUUCAGGCAGAGCACGCCCACACCACCACCACUGCCCAAGACGCCAGACGAUCUGGGUCUGGUUAGCAACCGAUUCAGCCGCAUCGAUGCCAAGGCCGCCGAGGAGGCCAGCGUCGAGCUACGCAUCCAAGAGGGGCCGGUGCUGACGGCCCACACCAAGCGCCUGCUGCACUCCACCUCGUUUGCCAUCAAGCGGCCCUCCGUGACCAGUCGCAGCAGCGGCAGAUCCUCCCUGAGCAGCGCCCAGUCCAUGUACAACAUGAACGAGCUGACCAACAGAUACACCAGCGAUGCGGAGCUGAUAUUCUCCGACUGCGGCCGCAAGGCAGCCGCCCUCCUGGAUGAAGUGCAGCCGGAUCUGCGUUCGUCCGUCAAGCCGGGACACAGCCGUCAGAAUGGCAGCGCCGUCUCGGCGGACUCUGCGGCCUCGUCCGACGACUUCUACUGCGAACUGUAUGCUCAGAAGUACAAGCUGCCGCGGAUCAAUCACCGUCAGCUCAGCCUCGAUGAGGAUGCGUCGGCCAUAUAGAGAUGUCUAGCGAUGAACGACGAACAGAAGGAUCUGCCACACUCCAGUUCCCUGCAUGCACUCCAAAUACUAAUCAAUCCAAUCCACAAUACAAUUCGUACACUUACUUACACCGAAUCAAAUGGCUUUCCAUUCCCCCCCGCCUGGUGCUGGUGCUAACAAAAUACAGACUACACUUCCUCCCUGCCACCACUGCAUAUCAUCUGACUAACAGCCUUUGAAAGCUUUCCCCCUAACUAACCACCGUCUAUGCAUCGCCUGCAUCCGGAUAUGCCAUAAUUUGUGUCUUGCCAAAGUUGAUUAGUUUUGUCAGUUAAGCGAAAAAAAUGAAUGAAUGAUUUUUUCCACAUACGAUCGAUACAUAUAAUAUCGCGCCAGACGCGCGCACUCCAUUCUAGCAGUAUUAUCCGAGUACUUAGUAAAAGAAACCAAAAAACAAAAACAAAAACAGAAACAAAUGAGAAUAAAGAUGAAUCGAAACGAAGAGAAACAAUCCGCAUUCCAUGCAUAGCAACAUGCCAAGCAUUUACAUAGCUACUACUAUAUUCUACUCUAGAGCAUAGACAUUCAUUCAUAUGAAUAUAAUCAUACAAAAAAUAUACGUAUACACACACACACACACACACCACACACAUAUAUAUUACCAUAUCGCAAUUUUCAUGAUGCUUCACUGUACACACACACACACCCACAUAUACCCAAAAACAAUGCGCUGCUUUCCAAAAACAAACAUAAAAACACACACAAAAAACAAAUACCAAAAACCAAAAAAAAAAAAACAAAUCUGUAUCCAAAAACUUUUCUUGCCGGCUCUCCUCUUCUCGUUAAUGCGUAAAGCAACUUCAGCAGCGGCUGCAA